ACCUGGAGGAGCUUCCAUCAGCGAUGUGUCGUACAAAGUACUAAACUCCUGAAAAAUACACAUAUUUUAUGUUAAUUCUCCGCGCGGAUUAAAUUACAAUCUAAUACAUUGGGAAGAUAACACUCCUGGAUUAUAAAACUCGACUUUUAUGGAAUAUUAAAACAAGGAAUACUCUGCCAGCUCCUCGGACGUUUCCUACGAACUGCCACCGUGGUCCGCUACAUUUCAAGGGGUUAAAAAGUUUAUGCCAUACUUUACUAAAAAGUUGUGACCACAUUUACUCCUUCAGACGCAUCUACAGCAGCUCUUCCAGCCUCCAACCCCUGGCUGACCCUGGAAAUAACACCCCCCCCAAAUAAAGUCUGAAAAGAAGCAAAGUCUGCACAGGAAAUUAAGAACAGUUUUCCAUCUCUGCAGACUCUGAGAAAAAAAUAAUAUCACACAGAGGAUUUAUUUUAAACUUGGCGUCUGGAGCUGAGACGGGAAGUGUGGAGAGAGUCUCACCUGAGGCAGGUCUCCAUGUCUCCGGCGCGCAGCAUGAGGCUCUGAGGAGGCGGCGGGAUUUUAAACAAAGCUGGUUCAAACACGUAGAGGAGGAGGAGGAGGAGGAGGAGGGAGCAUGGGGAAGGAGCAGGACCUGCUGCAGGCGGUGAAGAGCGGAGACCUGCUGUCCACUCAGAAGCUGCUGUCCAAACUCAAAGCCAACCGAAACAAGUUGCUGGGCUCCACCAAGAGACUGAAUGUGAACUACCAGGACUCAGAUGGGUUUUCGGCCCUGCACCAUGCUGCCCUCACAGGGACCACAGAGCUCCUGUCUGCACUACUGGAGGCCCAGGCCACUGUGGACGUCAAGGACAGCAAUGGAAUGCGUCCGCUGCAUUAUGCAGCCUGGCAGGGAAAAGCUGAGUCGGUUCUGACGCUGCUUCGCUCUGGAGCUUCAGUGAACGGUGUUUCUCUGGAUGGGCACAUCCCUCUGCACCUGGCAGCGCAGUACGGACACUACGAAGUGUCUGAGAUGUUGCUGCAGCAUCAGUCCAACCCCUGUCUGGUAAACAAGGCGAAGAAGACUCCUCUGGAUCUGGCCUGUGAGUUUGGAAGAGUCCAGGUUGCCCAGCUGUUGCUGAGCAGUAACAUGGUCGUGGCGUUGUUGGAAGGAGAGAGGAAAGAGCCGACAGACUCGGCCUUCACCACGCCGCUACAUCUCGCGGCCCGCAACGGACACAAAGACAUCAUAAGGUUGCUGCUGAAGGCCGGCAUCGACAUCAACAAGACCACCAAGUCUGGAACGGCUCUGCAUGAGGCAUCUCUGUACGGGAAGACGGAGGUGGUCCGACUGCUGCUGGACGCUGGAGUGGACGUGAACAUCCGUAACACCUACAACCAGACGGCACUGGACAUUGUCAACCAGUUCACCACGUCGCACGCCAGCAGGGAUAUCAAGCAGCUGCUUCGAGAUGCAACGGGUGUCCUGCAGGUCAGAGCUCUGAAGGAUUACUGGAACCUCCAUGAUCCAACAGCCCUCAACAUCCGAGCCGGAGACGUCAUCAUGGUGUUGGAGCAGCACAUGGAUGGACGCUGGAAGGGCCACAUCCACGACACCCAGAGAGGGACGGACCGAGUCGGCUUCUUCCCUCCGUCCAUCGUGGAGGUCAUCAGCAGGCGAAAUGGGGGCACCCUGUCCCGGCACGCCUCUCUGCCCACCCAGCGCCAGCAGCAGCUGUCCAGAGCCCCCCUCUCCUCCAGCCUCAGCUCCGCCCCUCAGACUGACGACUCCUACACCCUGUACGCUCCCCCCACCCACGUGGUGCUGCCGCUGGCCAAUGGCCUCACUACCAACACAGGUGUGUCUCCGAGCCGCCUUUCACAGUCUGGGUGUCCCUUCGAGGACAUCUGGGUUCUCAGGGACUCGUGUCAUGCUGGAGACAGGAACAGUGUCGGGAGUACUGGCAGUGUUGGCAGCACCCGAAGCGCUGGCAGUGGACAGAGCACCGAGAGCAACAACGCACCCAACGGGCUCCAACACAAUGGUGGUCACCAUGACAACGCCAACAAGCCGGCGCCCUCUGCUGUUGAUUCUGGACACUUAGACUGUAGCAAACAGCCCGAUCUUCCUGCAGCAGGUGGGACUCCUCGGAGGCAGACGGUGACGGUGCAGAGACCUGCAGAGCAGAGCUUCUCCCAGCAGUUUGUUCGUCCUCAGCAGCUGCUGGAGGGAAAGGAUGCAGAAGCCAUCUAUCAGUGGCUGAGUGAGUUCCAGCUUCAGCAGUAUACUGGGAACUUUAUCAACGCUGGCUAUGACGUUCCAACCAUCAGCAGGAUGACUCCUGAGGAUCUCACUGCCAUCGGAGUGACCAAACCAGGCCACCGCAAGAAAAUCUCCAUCGAGAUCAACAACUUGAACAUCCCCGAGUGGCUGCCUGAGUACAUCCCCUCUGAUCUGGGUGAGUGGCUCAGUGCCAUUGGCCUCCCACAGUACCACAAAAAACUCUCUGAAAACGGCUAUGACUCCAUCAGUAUUGUCAAAGACCUCACGUGGGAAGAUUUGCAGGAGAUCGGCAUCACCAAGCUGGGCCACCAGAAGAAGCUGAUGCUGGCAGUGAAGAAGCUGAGUGACAUUCAGAGGGCAAUCCUUCAGGCUGAGUCAGGCCAAGGCACGCUGCGUCGCAAAGCCCCCGGAGCACUCCACCUGGUCACCAUCGAGCCGCCUGACUCGUCAGGUGAAUGCUCUUCUCCUCAUACCCCAAAGAUGCUGACCUUCCAGGACAGCGAGCUGAGCGCCGAGCUGCAGACGGCCAUGUCCAGCCACUAUGGCGGCUGUGAGGAAGGCUUGGCCAUCAAGAACGCAGUGGGAAUGUCUCAGAGCCAGGAGAGCAUUGACACCCGGUCCAGAGGCUCUGGGCGCUCCCAAGAGCCUCCUACGGCCUCCAUCAACCCCCACAGCUGGUCCCAGGAGAGCCUGGAAGGCAGCCCCGCUAAGGAGAGGAACCUCCCCGAGGGCUGGGAUCAGAGGCCUCUGCAGCAGCAGCCGCUGCCUAAACAGGUCCCCCUGGGCACGGCAACCGUGUUUAAGUACCCGGCAAUCCCAGCAAAGCCCAAACUGUCUGGAUCUCGUGGUCCCUCCCCUCAUGGCUCCCCAGCACUGAAGGGUUUCAGCUAUCUGCAUUCUCAUUGUGGCUCCACAGACUUGAGUUCAUCACCCAGGCCUGAGAACCACAGCAUGACUCUAACGCCGCCCAAAAAGCGCACCCAAACCCGCCACGCUCUGUCAGAUGGAGAGCCUGAUGAGGACGACGAUGAGCCGGCGUUUCGCUCCGGAAACCUGUCGUCCUAUGCCACCUUGACACGCAAACCCGGUCGCAGCCAGCUGGCUCGAUUGCAGGCGAGUCCAGAUAAAAACGGCAACGUGGGACGCAGUCAAUCCUUCGCGGUGCGCGCCCGGAAAAAAGGUCCCCCUCCUCCACCUCCAAAGAGACUGAGCUCAGUGAGUAGCACCACCAGCGGGGAGCUGAGCGACAGCAGCACGACAUCAUCUGCUGGCGGGGCGGUGACAGACAGUCCAGUGAGCGUAAGGAGCAUUGCAGCCUCUCUGGAAGGAAGGACAGAGGGGAAGAACCCUCCAGGACCUAAACCAGACCUUGCUCAGCAGGAGCCGCCUCCCUCCUCCCUCAGCUCUGCAGGGCAGGAGCCCAGAGAGGCUGGUGGGGUGAGGAGGAGGGUGCAGAGCGAGUGUAUUCCCAGUCAGACCAGCAGCUGCACCGAGGUGGAUCGAGGGGUGAAAUCAGAUUCUGAGGAAGAAGAAUCAAGAGGUCGUGGACUAGACAGCUCCUCGUCCCCUCAGAACAGCUCCAGUGAGUGCAUCCCCUUCGCCGAGGAGGGCAACUUGACUAUCAAACAGAGACCCAAAGCUCCGGGGCCGCCAAGGGCUGAGGCGGUGCUGGAGCCUCCAGAGAAACAAGCAGCCAAGAGCCUGGAUGUGCCCGAGUUUAACCUGAAGGAGUCGGACACGGUGAAGCGCCGACACAAACCCAAAGACAAGGAGCAGAGAGGAGGCUCCCCCGGCAGAGAGGGAGCAGUGGAAGCCGGUUCGGAGUCCAGCAGUAGCAGGCCUCCAUCGCAGUGCCAGGAUGAGGUCAGUCUGAGGAUUAGUGAGGUCAGUCUGGAUAGGCCAGCCAGUCCAGCAACAGGAUCCCCCAUCAAACCUCCACUCUCCCCAAAACCUGCGGUCGCCCCAAAACCUCUACGCCACAGUCUGCUGGCAUCACAAGCAGCUGGACUCCCGUCUCCGUCUGUGACGGUCAGUGUGGUUCAGAGUGUGGCCUUCACCUCUCCGUCCUCUCCCUCUCACGGGCCCCCAGCUCCAGCUCUGGCCCCUCAGAGUCCCUCUCUGACAUCAGCGAGGCCUCAGGUGUGUGUGGUGGGUCCUGGUCUCAUCCCUGAGUCGUCCUGCGGGACUGAGGUGGUUCAGCAGAGACUGGAUCAGACCAGCACGUCCCUGGCAGCAGCUCUGAAGGCCGUCGAGAGAAAACUGGAGGACGACUCAGACAGCGGAUCAAACACAGUGAAGUCUGCAGGGACGAUUCUGGAUGACAUCGGCAACAUGUUUGACGACCUGGCUGACCAGCUGGACGCCAUGCUGGACUGAAGACUUUUCGUAAACACCCCAAAAGAAAAUCCCUUAACCUCAGGAAGUGAAACAGAGAAAAAGACAAAGGGGAGAAAGGAGGUUGGAUACUUGUACCCCUCAGCUCUGAACUACAUGAUGGACACAGUCAGAGGACUGAAGGUCAGACACUCAGCCCGAACACCAGCACUUAACCUCCACCGUGCUUCCUCGACCAGCUCCCGGACUCCCAUCUCUGACUGACAGUGUGGACGGAUUCAAAGUCCAGCUGAGACUUUGUUAACGCCUGUGUCGUCAUGCUUUAUGGAAACAUGAACCAAACUAAAGUUGGGCCAGCGGUAUUUUAUCAGCCCACUGUGAAGAAGAAAAACUCCUCCACAGAUUAUACAGAUUAUUGUUAAACUAUAUAUUGUUACAUUAAGUUUAAUCUUAUUGACAUGAUAGAGAGCCGGUCCUGACUUCACUUCCUGUCCAGCGUCUGCUCCACCAGCUCCUGUAACUCAGUUUGCUCUGAAAAAGUACUUUUACUCAAGUACUCUACUUAAGUUCAGAUUUGAGGCACUUGUACUUUACUCAACUAUGUCCAUUUUAAGCAUCUCCAUACUUCUACUCCACCACAUCUUUGUACUCCGCUACAUUUAUUUGACAGCUUUAGUUACUUUGGAGAUUAAUAUUAUGAAUACAAAGAAUAAAUCAACUAAUAAUUUAUGAUAAAUUAUUAUUAUAGAUCAAUCUAUCCAGCGGUAUAUGGUAUAUAACUAUAUAUGGUAGUUAGCUCCACCUUUACCAGCUACAUUUACAUUACAUACAUUUAAUAAUUAUUCACCCUCCUAAUGAAGAUUUGUUUAUCAGUUACUCAUCCCGUGUUACUUCCAGUUUGUGAAGAAAUCACUGUGUUUGUGCAUCUGCCUUGAACAAAGAAUCCAAAAAUGGAGAAAAUCCUAAUUAAAUUUUGAUGGCCAUAAGUCAAAGGUCAUUGUCCCUGUAACCAUGCAUUUGUCUAAUUUUUGUGGAUGCACUAUUUCCAAAACAUCCUGAAGUAAUUUCUUCAAAUUUGGCACAAAUGUUCACUUUGAAUCGCAGAUAAACUGAUCAGAAUUUGAUGGUCAACAGUUAAGGUCACUAUGACUUGGCAUCCAUAUUAUUCUCGUGGAAGUAUUUUUCUGAUAACACCUUGAGGGAAUAUCUUCAGGUUGGGCACAAACAUCUACCAGAACCCCCAGAAUGGACAAAUUAAAUUUUGGUGGUCAUAGGUAAAACAUCAUGGUCCCUGUGACUUUGCAUUUGUCUCAUUCUUGUAAAUGCAAUAUUUCAAAACCACCUUGAGGGAAUUUCUUCAAAUUUGGCACUAAUG
Molecule: messenger RNA, 5975 nt
Organism: Plectropomus leopardus (leopard coralgrouper)
Lineage: Eukaryota; Metazoa; Chordata; Actinopteri; Perciformes; Serranidae
Gene: caskin2b
Product: CASK interacting protein 2b
Molecular function (GO): protein binding
Source: RefSeq, a predicted model, not a curated record